UCCUAAACUGUUGAUUUUUGUGUUCUUUUUUUGUUGGUUUAAUUUUAAGCACAAGCUUGCUUUGUUCACUGGAAGUUUUGGGCAUACAAACGGGAAGUAUUUCAAGCCCAAAAUGUGAGAAAUCGAACAAUUAUUACGCCUGCUCUACGUUGUCUUAAGAGUCCCAAAAGUGCUGUAGGAGCACCGCCCGUCCCGCAUCUGGCUUCAAUUAGCGCACUUUUGUCUGUCGUCUCUCCUCUGGCGUUUAUUUUCUGUGACAGACUUAGAACUUUGGUCACAGAUCAGUUGAUUACUGCUUACGUUGCCAUGAGGUGCGUUACCUUGCUGCUACUUUGGGGUACUUUCCGCAUCGUUUGGGGUGAAAAUCAAACCCAACUUUGCCAGCAAGCUGUGAACCCAAGGCAUUCGCUGCUCUCGCGUCGUGUGCGGGGUUUGGUCUUUCCGGACAAGGCCUCGCUGCUGGUCACAGCUGCCCUGACCAAGAUCAUAGUGGGUGGACGGCCGAGUGGGCUGCAGUAUAGUCUGGAAUUUGAUAUGUACUUGCCGCUGCCGGAUACGGUGGAGGGUUGGGAGCCAAAGAUAUCGAAGAAUCCUAAACAUAAACCCAAGACCAGGAGGCGAUGGGAUUGGGCUGGGAGUAACGCCCAAAGACCGAUCAAAUAUGCGCCUUAUUACAGUCCCCAACUCACUGCGAAUUCGUUCUAUCAAUCGCCCUGGCACUUGUCCACUCAAAUCCAGCAGCAGCCGCAGGAGGAGACCUAUGAGUCCUGGUCGCAUGUGCCACAAUGGAAGCUGCAUCGCGGCUACAGAGAACGCAGAGACAUCUACGAUCAGUUUGAAGCCUUAGGGAGAGUCUUCCAAUUGGACGUUCGCAGCUGCAUAAAGCGCGCCAUGUGUGAGCUAAGAACACGCCUCAAGGGCGGCUUUCUCAUGGAGGAUCUAAUGCGGAUUAUACUCACCGUGCCUGAAGAGCUAACCGCUGACAAGUACAAACAUCCCAGUGACAUCCAGGACUGUGUGCGCUUUUAUGCCCUGAGCUGCCCCUACAAUGUUUUGGAUUUCCUGACACAAAAUUACCCGACAUCAGGCAGCAAGUAGGCUGUGUGUCGAAACUCUAGGGCAUGCCAGAGUGCCAUUU
Drosophila guanche is the source of this 1138-nucleotide messenger RNA. RefSeq lists its product as uncharacterized. The coding region runs from base 307 to 1098 and encodes 263 amino acids. The transcript is spliced from 4 exons. The record is from RefSeq and is a predicted model, not a curated record. NCBI's taxonomy places the organism in Eukaryota, Metazoa, Arthropoda, Insecta, Diptera, Drosophilidae.